Vicia faba (fava bean) is the source of this 462-nucleotide messenger RNA. NCBI's taxonomy places the organism in Eukaryota, Viridiplantae, Streptophyta, Magnoliopsida, Fabales, Fabaceae. The record is from the annotation of a GenBank genome assembly.
AUGACUGACUUGUCCCCCACCGCUGAUAAUCUCGAUCAAUCCUCCACAGCCGUUGAUAUCACCGGCAAGAUUAUGGCGCAGACGCCGUGCUCAACAGGAACAAUACUUGCCGCUCCAGAGCCAUCAUCAUCAUCAUCGGCUGCUUUUCCCACUAAUGUUUUGAUUUGGGGAAACCACCACCAGACUAUCUCUUCUACUACUUCCGAACAGAACACUUGUUCUUCUUCCUCAUCCGAUGGAAUGUUGAGGAUUGAUAUACCCAAUGAAACUGAGGCAACUACUUCAUCAUCAUCACCAUCACCAUCACCAUCAUCGCCCUCAGCAACAGGAGGGAGGUUGAGGUCGUUGAAGAGGCUUUUAAGCAACACCAGACUAAAUCCUUGGAGUCCAACUGCUGCUGCUGCAUCUGCAUCUCUCCAACAACAAACAAAACCAAAGGAAUCACCAGCAGGACACAGCUGA